Chara braunii is the source of this 1129-nucleotide messenger RNA. The record is from the annotation of a GenBank genome assembly. Lineage: Eukaryota; Viridiplantae; Streptophyta; Charophyceae; Charales; Characeae.
GAUCGUCCAUUUCGAAAGAAAGAAAAAAAAAAAAAGAGGACUGCAAGGAGCGCCGUUCCAUUCUCUAUUUUGUAAGUUUUGUUGGCUCUUAUGCCUAUGGCCACCAUUCCGUUGUCAUCUGACAAGACUGACAAGACUGACAUUGUGCAGGUAACACACACGGCGCUGCUUACGGCGGAUAUCGUCAAGAGGAUUAUCUCCCCGAAAAUAAAUGAGCCCAUGUCUGCUUUCCGCAGAAUCGUUUGCCAGCUUAUGCUCUUCUUCCAGCAGACUUACCAGACAGUUUUCAAUUUUGAGGAUCCGCCGCUUCAUGACCCAUGUGCAGUUGCAUACGUCGUUGCGCCGGAGCUUUUUCAGACGGAGCGACUUCGUGUUGACAUUGAGACGACAAGCGCAUUAACGAGCGGACAGACGGUUUGCGAUAUUUGGCGCCAGAGCGGCCUGUCUCCGAAUGUGGCUGUGGUUCAGUCCAUGAACAUUCCAAAGUUUUGGGAUCUGGUGAUCGCCGCAAUAGACAAGGCUGACAGGGUGAGUCACUGCAACAGGCCUUGACUUGAUUGCCCUUGGAGGACAUUUUGAGUUCACCUGAAAGUCAAAAGUGCGCGAUUGGAUGUCACGACUGCCUCAGACUUUGUUUUUCUGGAGAUUGAUUUGGAUAUAAAUUGAAAGUGAGAAGUGGGGUGUCGCCUGUGCUUCGCACUGGCAAAAAUUAUGUGGAGACACAGACAGACCUCAGACUUUUUUGUGAGGGGAUGCAUGGUCCGGAGAAAGAAGAUAAAAGAGUCCUCACACUUGCGUGGGGGCACAACCCGGAAGAAGACCUGUAUUUAUUCGCCAAACUAAACAAAAGUUUUUCAAGAACUGUGACGACUACUUUGCGGAUCAAUCCAGUCGCCACCUAUUAACCAUCCGUCUGUGGAAUCGCGACUUAGGUUAGACGGGGCAAAUGUUUCAUUUGCAGGGUUAAGAAGAGGUUGGGGGGGGGUGAGAGGAGAGGGCGAGUCAGUGAGGCACCUAGCUAAGGGAGGGAGGGAAUGGAUUCCUGUGAGGUGAUGUAAAGAGGGUUGGAACAGGGUAAUAAGAGGUAGGGUUCAGUUUGUCUUUCACCUAAUGAAUGCGACUUUGUAAG